AUGUCUUUCCAGCGCGGCCGCAAGGGCUGGCGGACCGGCAGCCCGGAGCGCCUCUCGAUGUUCAUCGAGGCGGACUCCAUGGCGCAGCGCGGCUGGGCGCUUGGCGGGAGAGGAGCGCAGGCUGCUCCUGCUCCCGCGCCCGAGCCGCCGCACGCGGCGCCCUCCCUACCGGCGGCUGCGCUCGGCUUCGCGGUGCCUCCGUGGUGCGUUGUGCCGGCGCAGCCAUGCGCUGCGCGGCUCCUGGUCACCAGCGGAGGCGUGGCGCGCAUCGACCGGCAGGGCCGCCCAGAGACGCUGCAGAUAGGCAUGACGAGAGCCGUCGUCGCUGGCCGCUCUCCGGACGCCGAUGUGGUGCUCGAGCACCCGUCGGCGUCGCGGCGGCAUGCGGCUGUGCUGCACCACGCGUCCGGCGCGGUCUACCUCGUCGACCUCGGCUCUGCCCACGGCACGUUUCUCGCAGGCACACGGCUGCCGCCGCACGAGCCAACCGUGUGGGCGGACGGCACCGCGGCUCGCUUCGGCGCGGCGCAGACGCAGCACAUCCUGCUCCAGCGGCGCGAGUCGUUGCCGCAGCCCGCCGCGCUUCGGCCGCCGCCGCAGCCACAACCUCCCUCCAAGGCGGCGUCGACGGCAGCCGCCGCACCGCAGAGACUCGAGGCGGGACUGGCAGCCUCAACAAGAGCACGCAAGUAG
Molecule: messenger RNA, 693 nt
Organism: Emiliania huxleyi CCMP1516
Lineage: Eukaryota; Haptophyta; Isochrysidales; Noelaerhabdaceae
Exons: 3
Coding region: 1-693 (230 amino acids)
Molecular function (GO): mRNA binding; protein binding
Source: RefSeq, a predicted model, not a curated record